CCCCUCUAGCCCCCGAUGGUACUCCACCACCAACUCUCUCCCCGGAAACGGCCCGCCAUCAAUCACCCAUUUGUACCACCCAAAAUCCCUAAACCUAAACCUAAACCUACCACCACCCCUACCACCACCAAUGAAGCCGACCAAUCCCAGAGACCCCAAAACGAUGUCGCAGAAGCCACAGCCAUCGACAAGAUGGUGUCACUGCUGGCAGACGCAGGUUGCACCCUCUUCCACCCCUCCGGUCCACCAUGUCUCCCCUCCAAUCCUCACAACUUCCGGCGCCACCUCCACCGCCUCUUCUCCUCCUCCUCCAACGCCUCUCCACGCUCCGCCUUCCUCUCCGGCUUCUCCUUUUAUGUUCAAUCUUCUCAGAAUCUCCACAGGGUUCUUUUACCUUCAAAUCGUGAUGGUUUGGGUCCAGCAACAUGUGAGAGCCUGGUCCGACAUCUCUUACUCGUUCCUCCAAUCCAAUUAGAUCUUCAGAACAUGCUUCUCGAGAAGCUUCCAGAAUAUUUUGAUAUAAAUCCAGAAUAUUCUGGAAGAUCAUCUUCACUUGAUGAGGACGUGGCCCGGCUUAUUGUUAAUCAUUUCCGCUGGCUUGAUUUUCUUGUUGAUUCUUAUGCAUUUACCAAUAAAUUGAUGCAAGUCCUAUCAAUUUGUCCUUUACACUUGAAGAAAGAGAUUAUUGGAUCUUUGCCAGAGAUUAUUGGCGAUCAAAACAACAAGACUGUGGUUGAUUCACUUGAAAAAAUGCUUCAAGAAGAUUCUGCUAUCAUUGUGUCUGUGCUUGAUUCUCUUUCCAAUUUGAAUUUGGAUGAUCAGUUGCAGGAGCAGGUUGUCACCAUAUCAUUGUCAUGCAUUAGAACAAUUGAUGCAGAGCACAUGCCAUAUUUACUCCGAUUCUUAUUUCUUUCUGCAACACCAACAAAUGUUCGAAGAAUAAUCUCACAGAUCCGAGAGCAGUUAAAAUUUGUUGGGGUAUCAAGUUCACGCACAGUGCAGCACCGUAAACUUAAGGGAAAGUCAACUUUGGGCAAUACAAAUGCUUCAAUUCUUGAUGCCUUGAGAUCAAGUCUACGAUUUAAGAAUAUGCUAUGUCAGGAGAUCUUGAAAGAAUUAAAAUGCAUUGAAAGAAUUCGGGACCACAAAGUGAUUGACAUAUGGCUGCUUAUGCUUAUAUACAUGAAUGGUGAGUCCUUGCAAAAAAGUGUUGAGAAGAUAUUCAAAAAGAAAAUUAUUGAAGGUUGUAUUCAUGAAGCUAUGGUUGAUCAGUGCAUUGGUGGAAACAUGGAAUUAGUACAGGAUUAUUUCCCCUCAUUCCUCUCCUUGUCGGAGUACUUAUUGGCAUGCAAAGAACAAAAAGCAAGGGACUUUGGCAUUCACAUGUAUUCCAUUCUAUUUGAAGAAUUUGUUGAUACUUAUUCAAGACAGGAAAUUCUCGGUGCAUUAGUUACUCAUGUGGGUUCUGGCAUUAGUUUUGAAGUGACCUCUGCUUUGGACACCAUGGUUCUGCUCGUCUCCAAGUAUGCACAUGAAUUGGUUCCACUUUCUUCUCAUAUAAAUGGUGUCUUGGAUUACUUGGAGGGAUUUAGUGUAGAAAAUCUGCAUAAAGUCUAUGAAGUUUUCAGCAAUCUAGCAAUAUCGGCUCGAUCUAGUGCAAAUUUUUUUGGAUCAUCCAUUGCAAAUGAACUUUUGAUGAUAGUAAGGAAGCAGGUCACCAGUCCAGAUUUGAAGUAUAAGAAGAUGGGGCUAAUUGGAACUCUGAAGAUAGUUUCUUGUCUUGUGGAUGCUAAUAUUUCUACCUGCCCUGGCCCAUCUCAGCAAGCAAACUCUGCGGAGGCUUUGGAACUCUUGAAAACAUCUUUGGACUCUUGCAAACAGUUUCCAAUACCAUUGAUUCUGUUUUAUGAUGAAUUAGUCACAAUGUUGGACUGCAGAACAGUUCAACCUGCAAUUGUGGAUUGGAUUGGCAAACAUGUUGGAGAGUUUGAAUCUAUGUUUUUAUCUGAUCUUGAAGGUGGGCAGUUGUCUGUUAAAGACUUGCAUUGUGGUUUAGAAGGAGAACUAAUGAUGAACUUGGAUGGUGAUAUAUCUCCAAUUUGUCUGAACAUUUUGCCACUGGUUUCCUCAUCCUUGCAGUCCUCUUCGAAUUUACAAAUUCUUCCUGCUAAUUUUGUUUUACUAUCUACAAUUGAGAGGUUGGCAAAUCAGGGAUCUCUAGGUGGAAUUGAUGCACUGCUUGGCUGUCCUUUACACCUUCCUUCAUCUAAGUACUUCUCAGGAGAUGGCUGGCAGUCUCUUACAGGAAAACAGAAACAUGUCGUGUGCCUCUCCCUCUAUUAUGCAACUAACUGGAUAAGGGAAUUGCUUAAUGCUUUCUGUACACAAGUCGUCGAUGGUAGAUUUGCAUGUACAACUCAGGCUACAAGAGAGGAAACAAUUGUGAAGCUGUUGAAACGUUUGAGGAACCUCUUAUUUCUGGAAAGCUUGUUAAAUAAUUCCCUCAAACAAUAUCCUCUAUCUCUACCUGAGCUCCACCUUCAUGUGGAGCAUUCUGGAUUUCAUCCUAAUCUUGUGGGGCAUGUGGAAAAGAAGAAUGAGCAUAAGAAAACAUAUGAAAGCUUCUCAUCAAACAACAAAAGGAAAGAUAGAAAGACGUCAAAGGCAUCAAAAGAUUCAGGGAUUGAUGGAAAACUCAGACAGCCUACUAUUCUUGAUGUGUUGAAGAAAGCAGGAGUCACAACAAGCCAGGGAACGCCAAAUGAUGAUUCGUCUGCUCUAUCCCCUAAAUGCAGGACAUCUGAAUCAGCAGAUCAACAUACCUAUGACACCAACAAGCACAUACUUUUAGAAGUGUCUGCAGUUUUCAAGGUUCUGGAAACACAGAGAUCCAAGUUCCGGCCUCUACUGGUUGAUUGUUUUUCCAUUUUUACAUUUUCAACGAAUCAAGAUUCCUGUUGCCCUGAUCCUGCAGCUGAGUUACCCCUACAUCUGUACCUUCUACGUGAUAUUCGCUACAAGUUGGAUUUCUUCAGUCCUCCAAGCAAAGCAUUUUCAGCCCGACACUUGGGUUCCCCACCUGGUCUCAGUAGAGUGACACUGAGUCAAUUCUUGGCCAAAAUUAAACCACUGUUUCUAACAUUUAAGAAACAUUUUAAUGCUGCAGUUUCUAUUCUUAAAGAAGGUAAUGAAAAUUGUGAAGAACAUUGGAAAGUUCAAUCUGCUUCUGCUGGGAAUCCAGAUAUACCCAAUCUUGUGCUUUCAAGAUCUUCUGUUUGUACCUCAGUAUUUAAUGAAAUACUUCAUUGCUUCAAUAUGAUGUUAAGACUUGCUGAUAUUAAUCUGGACAAACCAAUCCUCACAGGUCUUCUUGAAGCCUUCCAGCCCAUCAAAAUGCAAGAUAGUAUUUUUUCAGGCUUACAACCUAUCCCUCUGCCUGGGACCAUAGAGUAUCUAUAUUGUGGUGCUUAUUCUUUUGUGGAAGAUGUCUUGGACUUAGCAUGUUCUUUCUCUUUUAUGCUGGCUUCUGAAGCUCUACUUACUCUUGAAUCAAUUGUAACAUCAAUUCUGAAAUUCAAUGAUAAGUUAAUGGAAGGAAAUGAUAGAAGUACAAGCAUGGGAUCUAUUGAGGCCGUCCUUCCUACUUUGCGCAGCAGACUUGGCACUUCUUCUCGCAAAAUUCUAAUGCAUAAUUGGGAUAAUGAAAAUUCUGAGAAUGGUGUGAAGAGAAAAGGAGAAAUAGUGCAGAGGAUACUGCAAAUAUACCUGGGGAAUAGUGAGUCCACUUCUGAUUUGUUGCAUGAGCUUGCUUUCUCUAUCUUACCUCAGGCACAAUCAUCCAAAACAACAGAAGAUGAUUGUCAUGGCUUCCCAACUCUAUGUCCUGCAACGUUUAAUAUAUGGUACCGGGUACUGCAUGAAGAGAACCUUGCUAUUCUUAACAAGUUGGUUAAGGAAGUAGUUCACUCGGAGAAAAGCAGAGCUGGUGUUCAACUUGACACUGUAGAAGAACUUUUGAUCAAAUUACAGAAGUCAGCGAAUGUGCUUGUAUCAUUAGUCAACAUGUGCAGGACUCAGGACAAGGUAGCUGUGCAUGCAAUGGCUGUCAAGUAUGGUGGGAAGUUUGUGGAUUCCUUCCUCAAAGUUUUUGACUUCUUACAGAUCCACUUCCAAAUGCACAAUGAGCUUAUAAUCCAACUGGUGAAAGAACUUCAGAAAGCAACAAGAACGAUACAGACCCUGUGCUCUGAAGCCAAAGGCUUGAAACAAACGGUUAUUACCAGCAAAAUUCCCAGUACAAAGAGAUCCAUGGAACGCUUCUUGUUCCGAGUCAAGGCUCUUCUCCACACUUCCCCGAGUGAAUGUACUUUCUGGAUGGGCAAUCUGAAACACAAAGAUUUGAUGGGUCAGGUGGUGAGCUCCCAAGCAUAUAUGGACCAUCAAAAUGACAAUCUUGAUGAGAAUCCUGAAGAGCCUAUUGCCGAGGAGCAAUCUGCAGGUGAUGCUAGUGAAGAGGAUAGAGAAUUGUAAUGAAGAGUGCUUCAUCUAUCACAAGCUUCAAACACAUUCAUUGGAGGCAAAACAAAGUGAGUUUUGAGGGAACCGUCUGGUGUUUGUAUAGGGGCUGACUUGCAAAACGUAAAUCAAGCAUCAAUUUUGUUGAUCAAAAUUUCCCAAUUCCAAUGGUAAAAUCUUUACCAUUUCAUCUAUUGCUAGAUGGCUAUCAAAUACCAAUUUUCCAUUUAUUUAUUUA
Molecule: messenger RNA, 4753 nt
Organism: Vitis riparia (riverbank grape)
Lineage: Eukaryota; Viridiplantae; Streptophyta; Magnoliopsida; Vitales; Vitaceae
Product: Fanconi anemia group D2 protein homolog
Exons: 31
Coding region: 16-4530 (1504 amino acids)
Biological process (GO): homologous chromosome pairing at meiosis; interstrand cross-link repair; double-strand break repair involved in meiotic recombination
Cellular component (GO): nucleus; condensed chromosome
Molecular function (GO): DNA polymerase binding
Source: RefSeq, a predicted model, not a curated record